GCAAAACCCUCUACCUCUCUCUCUCUCUCCCCCGCGACGCCAUAACCUGUAAGCUGUCGUACCAAUCUUUUAUUCGUAAUCGCUGUCGAAAUACUUAAAUCACUGUCCAAAAAUUAGGGCUCGGAAAAGUGCUUUACUUUGAAUCAUUCUUUGUUUGAAGGAGGCACAACAAUGGGAUAUAGACGUAGUAUCACCACAAGAGCGAAAGUUCUCUAUCAGCAGCGAUUCAGUCCAUCAUUUGGUUACAUUCACCACGAUGAUGAUCGGAGACGUAACGCGGUGUCUGAAGAUCCGAAAUCCCCCAAUUUCCUUCAACACAGAUCAAUUGGAAGCAGCUUUAACACUUCGUCCGGUUUAAGCGCUCUGUUUCGAGCUACAAAAUGUUCGCAAUUCUUCGUUCCAAUGAAUACUGGAACGCUUUUAAGUAGAAAUAUGUCGACUACGGUUGGUGAAGGAGCGGACAAGAUUGAUUACAUGACUGAUGUUGCGGAAGUGCUUGUGGAUAAGACCGUCGAAGCUGUGAAUUCUCAGGCACCGGCCAUAAGUGAAGUGGCUAUUGCGGCUGCGGAUUCGUAUUUUCCGGUUGCGGCGUUGCAGUAUGUAAUUGAUUAUGUGCAUUCUUUCACCGGAUUUAAUUGGUGGGCAUCCAUUGUUGUCACUACUCUUUUGAUUCGAGGGCUAACCGUUCCACUUAUGAUAAAUCAGCUCAAAGCUACUUCGAAAUUGACUCUUAUGAGGCCACACUUGGAGGAAAUUAAGCAGGACAUGCAAAAUAGGGGCAUGAGUCCUACGGCUGUGACUGAAGGUCAGCAACAAAUGGCGCAGCUAUUCCGAGAAUAUGGUGUUACACCAUGGACUCCAUUGAAAGGACUUUUAUUCCAAGGUCCUGUUUUCAUCAGUUUUUUCCUUGCUAUUUCGAACAUGGUGGAAAAGGUUCCAUCUUUUAAAGAGGGUGGUGCAUUCUGGUUUACUGAUCUGACUACUCCAGAUAGUUUGUACAUCUUUCCAGUUUUGACAGCAUUGACAUUCUGGAUAACGGUGGAGUGCAACAUGCAAGAAGGUAUGGAAGGUAAUCCUGCUGCUAGCACAAUGAAAAAGGUUUCAAGGGUCUUUGCUGCUCUCUCAGUUCCACUUACCAUGGGUUUCCCAAAGGCUAUAUUUUGUUACUGGGUUACGUCCAACUUGUUCUCUCUCAUGUAUGGACUUGUGAUUAAGAAGCCUGGGGUGAAGAAGUUCUUGGGUGUUCCUAUAAUUCCCGUGGCACCGGCCCUACCGGCUACUACUGAGCCACAGUCUGCCCUCUCUUUCUUUGAAACACUCCAGAAGUUUGUAGCUGCAUCAGUGGCAGCACAGAAGGCCCCUUCGUCAAAACAUGCCAAUCAACGUAUAUCCUCAUCAUCGGUUCUCAGUCAGAGGCUUAAAAGCUUAGAAAAGGAAGUCAAGGCAAGAAAGAAAGGCAAGAAGAGGUGAAGAAAUAUUGAUCAUAAAUAUCUUAUCCCGUCUUCAUUGGAAGCAAGCAAGCACGCACAUCUAUCAGUUUUGCCUGUUAACAUAAUGGUUUUUUUUUUUUUUGUUGGUGGGGUGGGCGAGCAAUGGUGUUUAGUUUUCGAUCGAGAGAGGGAGAGGGAAGAAAUAAAUAGCAAUAUUUGAGUGGUAAGGAUUUUGUUUUUAUCUUUUUGACUGUAAUAAUAUCCGAGGCGGCCCAAUGCAAAUUGAGGUCUAAAGCGAAAAUUUUAUAUGAGACCUCAUUUAAUAUUUUAAGAUAAUAAAUUUUU
Messenger RNA from Ilex paraguariensis (yerba mate), 1775 nucleotides. The record is from the annotation of a GenBank genome assembly. NCBI's taxonomy places the organism in Eukaryota, Viridiplantae, Streptophyta, Magnoliopsida, Aquifoliales, Aquifoliaceae.